Messenger RNA from Sorghum bicolor (sorghum), 1026 nucleotides. Its product is annotated as protein MATERNALLY EXPRESSED GENE 5. The transcript has 5 exons. The record is from RefSeq and is a predicted model, not a curated record. Gene Ontology annotation, molecular function: mRNA binding. The coding region runs from base 53 to 664 and encodes 203 amino acids. NCBI's taxonomy places the organism in Eukaryota, Viridiplantae, Streptophyta, Magnoliopsida, Poales, Poaceae.
GUAAUCUUUGAUUUCUUUUUCCAUUUUUGCAGAUGUGUGUGGUGGACAAGACAUGACCGGAUAUUAUCCACGUGAAACUGACAGGGCAGGAUACCAUUCCCUUAGAGAUAACGACGCAAUUGGAGCGUCUUAUGAUCGUUACUUACGCAAUGGGAUGGCCUCCGUCGGUGCCAAUGACACUACUAGGGCUGCAGGGAUGGGUGCUGGGAUGGGUGCUGGGAUGGCUGCAGGGAUGGGUGCUGGAAUGGGUGCAGCGAUGGGUGCUGGGAUGGCUGGCUAUGGUGUUGAUGAUCGGCGUAUGAUGGGUGUUGGGAUGGGAUAUGGUGGCAGACCUGAGCCUCCUCUUCCGCCGGAUGCAUCACCCACUUUGUAUAUUGAGGGCUUACCUGCAAAUUGCACACGACGGGAGGUUUCACAUAUAUUUCGCCCAUUUGUUGGUUUUCGUGAAGUGCGUCUUGUCAACAAAGAGUCCAGACAUCCUGGUGGAGAUCCACAUGUGUUGUGUUUUGUUGAUUUUGACAACCCUGCUCAGGCUACAAUUGCUCUUGAAGCGUUGCAAGGUUAUAAGUUUGACGAACACGAUCGUGACUCAGCCCAUUUGCGGCUGCAAUUCUCACGCUUUCCUGGUCCAAGGUCAGCUGGCGGGCCUCGCGGUAGGCGUUAAGACGUGCGGACCUCAUGGUUGCCGAACCUAUCGUUUAUGCGAACGAUCCAACUACGGCGGGCUAACGCUUCGAUAUGCGCUGAAUUCCGGGGCGGUGGCUUUUUUAGGGUUUGUCAACUCAUUUCGUGAAUGCGUGAAAGGGAUAAUGCAAUAAGUGAUAUUCGGCCAAAUGUUAUUAGAUUGCCGUAGAAUGUGUAGGGUUGGAACUUUAAGUUAUUCGGCAUACUGUAUCUGCUGCCUUAGUUAUUAUGAUCUACUGUAACUUCAUUACCUUGCUUCACAUCCGAGACAAUUUGAGUUUGCUAUCCUGUGGAUUUAUAUCUUUUUUGAAAAUGAAAACUAGAUGGUGUUAGCCUACCUUA